Cladocopium goreaui is the source of this 881-nucleotide messenger RNA. The record is from the annotation of a GenBank genome assembly. Lineage: Eukaryota; Dinophyceae; Suessiales; Symbiodiniaceae.
AUCUGGGACCAGCCAAGCUUGCCAUGGGACGUGCAUUUUCACGACCCGAAGAUGUCACGGCCUUCGCUCCAAAGGACAAUCGCAUUUUGGUGCCCAUGCCACCACCACCGUUGUUUCUGGCGUGCAUUGCAUCGGCGGGACUCCUCAAGUUGCUGAUACGGCCUUUGAGCUUGAUUCCCCCAAAUCGCUUUCCUCGACGUUUGAUGAUCGGCUUGCGUGGUGGGGGAGCAGUGGCUGCUGCUGCUGGGGUCUGGUAUUCAUACAAAGCUAUGUAUCACGUGCUUGCAGAGCAUUCGCCAGUAGCCCACGGACACCAAGUGCGGUACUUGGUCGUAGACGGUCCCUACGCGCAGUGUCGUCAUCCGAUGUACCUUGGGAUGUUGCUGACCAUGUUCGGACUGGGCAUCCUCCAGAAUACGUGGUGGGCUGGCAUCAUGUCCAUUCCCUUCAUUGCUUAUGUGGGCGGCUACGUCGUUCCCUUGGAGGAAAGGUAUUUGGAAGCGGAGUUUCCGGAUGAAUGGCGAGAGUACGCAGCAAAAACUCCACGCUGGGGAAUCGAAUGAUCGAUCGACAACUUCAACUACAUCAAGUCGCUGUUGCCGUGGCCAAGAGUGCGCUGCAUGAAGUCUCAGGAUUUUGGUCGCCCUGGACACAUUUGAUGAACCCAGAGAGAUGCUGAAAGUCGGCUUUCUGUGAUGUUGCUUUCUUUGGCCAAAACCACAGCUUGAUCUCACCAUCGAAAACACCACUGUCACAAGUACCGGGUCUGCACCUGCAGGCUGCUAAAGGAUAAGUUGAAAAUGCGUUGCAGCCACAAAAGCUGUCCGGCAGGAAUGCAGCCUCCUUGAUUGAAUUGAGCCGCCGCUAAGAACAAAUUGUCC